This is a messenger RNA of Eucalyptus grandis, 1804 nucleotides long. RefSeq lists its product as uncharacterized. Lineage: Eukaryota; Viridiplantae; Streptophyta; Magnoliopsida; Myrtales; Myrtaceae. The record is from RefSeq and is a predicted model, not a curated record. The transcript is spliced from 6 exons. Gene Ontology annotation, biological process: regulation of DNA repair. Bases 143 to 1180 code for a protein of 345 amino acids.
UCUACAUGACUUGAUCAAAAUUGGGCCUGGCGGUGGCCGGGGUCUCUUAACGGAAGCGGAGCCGCUGUAAUAAUCCAACCUUUUGUAUUCUCCAUCUUCUUAUUCUGGGUCUGCUUGAUUCCUCUGCAAAUUUUGAACGAAAAUGGCGGUUUUCCCUGGAAAUCUCUCCCUCAGGAUGACACUUCAGCUUCAGAGCAGGGCCCUCUCCAUCGCAUGGGUUAGGAAGAGUGGUGCAAUCCAGUGUUUGGGAAGGAGGGACCUUGGUUCUUCCGUUCCAGUCAGGUACGUUCCCAAAGUGCCUUUGAAAAUGGACAAGGCUGACAAGCAUGAGAAACCUGAAACUCCACCAGCCAAGAGUCCAGAGAUAAGUGAAGCUCGGAGCAUGUCAAAUGCUGAUGUGAUGAGGUCUCGGGUUUAUCGCAAAGGUCAAGGAGAAGCGGUCGCAAAUGGUUUAGUGUGUGCAGAGUUUCGGAGCCCUGUAAACAAGCAGAUGCCAGUAGUCAAUGUUACUGAUGCCACGCCCGGGUUGGGGGAAGAAACCAUUGAGGAUAUCAUUGAGACCAAUGAUGACUUUAUUGAAGGAAUAGAAGCAGAUGCUGACGAGAUUGAAGUUCAUCAAGGGGAUAACAGUAAUGUUGGCAGUGAGCUAAGAGGUGGCAAAUCUAGAAAAGAUGCCGAAGAUUUGGCCUUUAAAUUGCUGGCUACCAGGGCAUAUACAGCAGUGGCAAUGACAAAGAAAUUGCAAGGGAAGAGAUUUCCUCCUGCUAUUGUUGAAGCUGUGGUGAAUGAUUUCAAGAGCAGAGGGUUCAUCAAUGAUGGUCUUUAUGCUGAGACGUAUUCGCGAUCUAGAUGGUCUUCAUCCUGCUGGGGUCCUAGGAGAAUAAAGCAAGAACUGUUCAAGAAGGGAGUCAGCAAAUUUGAUGCUGAGAAAGCUGUAAAACUGGUUUUUGAGGAGUGUGAUUCUAGCACUGAGCAAGAGUCAAGACUCGGUCUGUCAAAGGUGGCACUGGAUCACUUAUUUUCUCAGGCCUCAAAGCAGUGGCUCCGAAGUGGGGGUGUGCCUAUUGAUACGCGGAAAUCAAGGAUUGUCAGGUGGCUUCAGUACCGUGGGUUCAAUUGGGGUGUUAUAAGCGUCAUCCUAAAAAAAUUAGAAUCCCAGGCUUCUUUGGAGAAGAAAUAAAAUGAACCUUCUGGUGCAAUUGUUCCUAAAAGGAUCAGCAUCUGUUUUGGUGGACAUUGAUUUCGCAACUGUCCUCCGCUGCCCUAAAAAUAAUGUUGUUGGCAAUCAUCUUAAAUUUUGGAGGGCGCAAUGCAGUUCACCUACAUGGAUUACUGGUUGUGCAAUGGGACUGCUAAAGGAGUCACUCAAGCUGUUCAUUCUGCCAAUGUUGCAUCACAAAGCCAAGGCUUCCUCUCGUUUCAGUAAAUAACAUAACCGUGCAAACCUCGUUACAGACACAGGUGAUGUUGUCCACUUGGGAAGCUUUAUGGAAUGUUACUAACCAUAUCUGAGUUGUCCACUUGGGAAGUUUAAUGGGAUGUUGCUAACCAUAUCUGAGUGAGUGGGUUUUUUCUCUCCUCAUUUAAUGUUCUGUAUUUUAAGUUCGUCGAUUUGCAGUUGUAGAAAUCACUGUAUCUUUGUUUAUCUUGGACAUUUUGCAAUGUCUACACAAGAUCCCUCUCCAGUGAGCAUGGACUUCUAGUCUUUCUCUUUUUUUUCUCAGGAAACUCAUUCCUGUGUAAAUUUGUGACAUGAGUCCAGAAAAUUCAAUGAACUCGGCUGGCCAAGCCUAAUUUUUGCUCA